AUCACAAUACCUUCUGCUGCUUGUCCUCCUCUUGUCGCAUAUUGAUCUAGCUAGUUGGUCGUUAGCUUUUUUGUCAGGAUGAUGUCUGUGGUGUUUAAAUGUUUGUCCGUUGUUUCUGGCUAAAGGUAUCUGGCAUUUGGGGGCUUUAAUGUUCCGUGCAGGAAAUCUAAAAACCAUCGGCAAAGCGGGAACUGGCUGGCACUUUUGCCGGACGAUGGACGAGCUAGUCCAUGACCUGGUGUCAGCACUGGAGGAGAGCUCUGAGCAGGCUGCCCGUGGAGGUUUUGGGGAUGGAGGAGACCAUGCUCUGGCUGUGGGCUGUCUGCUGAAGAGGCAGGCUCGGAAGCGGAGGGGCAGGAAACGACGCUCGGACAACCCGCAUCCGCCUUGGGAGACAGGCCACCUCAGUGAGGGCUCAGAGUCCAGUGUGGAAGAACACAAGGACUACCGUGCCAGUACAGGCGGUGUCUCUGCUGCCAACAGCCAUGCCCGUGACAACAGCGACUCGGAUGAACAACUUGGCCCCAAACGGCGAACCCUCCUCACAGCUGACACAGGACGAAGCAAGCGGCCGAUUUGGCCGGACGACCUGGGUGUCCUGGGGUCCGCAGAGGGAACUCGCAGCCUCAGGCGGAGACGUAAGGUCAAACGUAUGGCGGUAGACCCCCCUGCAGAACCAGAACCCCCUUCCUGCACCAUGCUAGGGCCCCCGCCUGUCCCCAAAGCCCGUGUUGGUGUCAGGCCGCAUAGAAUGGGUGCUACCGAGGGCAGGGGGCCCAUGGAGCUCUACGGAUGUGGACUGAUGGGGCCAGGGGGAGGGAAAAACAGGGUGAAGAAGAGGAAACUGGCUCCCCACAGGCUGGGGAUGGAGGCUGCAGAUGAAGGGGUGGUGGUGGAGAGUGAGGACCCCAUCUCUUCUCCAACAGAAGGGUCCAAGGAAAAGAUGGAGUUGGAGGAACAGAAGGGCUCAGAUGAGGACAUGAGUGACAGGUGUGAGACCAGCAGUGUCAGUAACAGCAGUGACGGAGGCCUCUACACCAACGAUGAGGGGAGGCAAGCUGAUGACGAGCAGAGCGACUGGUUCUAUGAGGGUGAGCCCGGCUCCGGUUCAGGACCCGGGGGUGCGUGCGGGAUAGCGGGAGUGGUUCCAUGGUGGGAGAGGGAGACGGCUUCAGAGGAGCUGGACUUGGCUGACCCCGUCUUCAACAGCAUCCUCUCCGGAUCCUUCCCCCUCUUGACUCCUGGAGGACAGAGAGGGUUCCAUGCCAGGCUGAGCCGUCUCCACAGCAACCAGCAUGCAUCUCAGGCAGGCAGCUCCGGUCAGAGCUUCAACGAUCGGAUGGGCAGACAAGGCCAGGACUCCCACGAGCCUUGGUUCAGCUCGGGCUCCAGGAGAGAGCACGGACAGUUGCAUUGGGACCCUCGGUCAGACAGAGGGCAUCGGAGAAGCUGUUCGGUGAAAACAGCCAGCAGACAGACCAGCGGGCACCUGGGCUCUCUGUGUACAGGGGAUGUCAAGCGGAGGCGAAAAGCAGCCCCCCUCGGUUCCACCGCCCCCCCAGUGGUCGGGGAGAACGCACCCCCCAUUCCUGACACUAACAUGGGGAGCCGCAUGUUGCAGAGCAUGGGCUGGAACCCGGGGAUGGGCCUGGGUCCAGAGGGCAGGGGCAUGACCGAGCCUGUUCGGGCCACGCAGAGACCCAAAGGAACUGGCCUAGGCUUCAACUGAGCACCCGGGGAUUCUGGAUCCUGAACCUGAAGAGGCUGGGACAAAACACUCAGAGAAACAGACAGCGAAGGAGAGGAAAUGCUGCUCAGGGCGAUGAACGACAAAAAAAAACCCAGUCCAGAAUAACCCAGACAUGUGAGUCAUAAGUAGGAAAGGAAUGAGUCUUGUCCUAGCAACAGUCUGUGAUGAAAGAUAAACUUUCCCAUAUUGGGGAAACUGCGAGAAGCCUGGCAUAUCCACACAGAGAGAAGGACAUGUGAAAGUGAUUGAAACCGAGCAGGAGAAAAGACUUCAUGCAAAAACUCCAUGUUGGAGAAAUGACGCUGAUGCCUCAUUAGCGUGUUAUACUGAACCAAUGAUGACAGUGUGGUUUGUUUUCAGUCAGUGGUGUCAGUUCAGUUAACGAUAAAUGGUUUCGUCCAAUUAUUGCACAUGAUUUUGGACUCGGAGACAUACCUCAAGAUUCAUUCUAGGUUAUUUUUUAAGGUAAUGAAGUAUGGUUACACUACUUUUCGCCCCAUCCAUUUUACUGUUGAUUUAAUGGAAGAUGCUGUGUCAUGAGAUUGUUUUCAUCCAUCUCAAAACCAACGAAGAAUUCAAUCAAACCCAUCAUUUAUAUUCCCUUUUUAUUCAGCACAUCCAUGUACUAUGCAUGUGCCGACGUAGCUGCUGCAGGUUCUCCAGGUGUUUAACCAAGAAAAGAUGUCAGGCUAAGUUGUUGCCAAUGCUUUCUUGACUGCACGAUUUAGCCUACCAUAGCCAUGCUCAAUGACUUUACAGACACCGUAGGACACAUAUAUGAUUCCCUGGUUACAAUUCCAGUGUCUCCACACAGUUUUGGACUUCCCUCCCAAAAAAAUCAAAGACUAUUGCUACCAUUGGCUGUGUGUGGAAAGUGCAUGCCUACCUCUCCCAGGUGUUUUCACUUAACUAACCUGAUUAGCUCUCGGGCUAAGAAGAAGAAGAAGAAGAAGAUAUACUGUAUUAAUCCCUUGAGGGGAAAUUUCUUUCCCCACUCUGUGGUGUUUACACACACAUUACACACACACGGAGGAUAUACAUGCUCAAGCAAUGAUGAUGUACGUGCACAAACAACCACACACAUGCAGGAGAGGGGGCAGAGCAGGGAGGCUGCCAGAUACCCGGCGCCAGUGAGCAGAUUCAGGGUUCGGUGCCUUGCUCAAGGGCACAUCGGCAGUGGCACAGGAGGAGAACUGGCACCUCUCCAGCUACCAGCUCACUCCGUUUUUUUUGGUCCAAUCGGGACGUGAACCGGCGACCCUUUGGACCCCAGUCCAAGCCCUUACAGACUAACUAGAUAGUUAUGGAUUUAGAUUACCCUAAUUAGAUAGAAGUGAAAACACCUGUGUGACUGCAGAACCUUUUGAAACGACAUAUCUUUUAAACUUUGUUUUACACACUUUGUCAUUGUGCUCUUGAUUCCUGUGUUCAUUUAGCUUACCUGUGACCAUAGAUUGUCCAAUACCGAUUUGAAAUGAUUUUCAUUGCAAGUAGAGAGAUUAAGGUCUAGAAAAAUAAAAUGAAAUUAUGAAUAAAAAAUGAGAAAGAACAUGUAUCAAUAUUUGAUUCCUUUCUUAAUGGUUGUUUUGAGCACCGGAUGGAUGGUCUUGAGAUGUCAGUGACAGAAACAAAUGUGAAACUCAAAGCUAAGCGAUUUUCACAAUUUUUUGGCAGGUUCAGGACAUCCAAUAAUACCAUUUUGCCAGAUAU
Molecule: messenger RNA, 3460 nt
Organism: Eleginops maclovinus (Patagonian blennie)
Lineage: Eukaryota; Metazoa; Chordata; Actinopteri; Perciformes; Eleginopidae
Gene: gpatch2
Product: G patch domain containing 2
Exons: 10
Coding region: 149-1729 (526 amino acids)
Cellular component (GO): nucleus
Molecular function (GO): nucleic acid binding
Source: RefSeq, a predicted model, not a curated record